AUGAUGGCGACAAACCAGUUGGCUAUCAUGGGUAGCCCUCCUUCGGCUACUGCUGAUACUUCCCAGUCUUCUUCUCCCAUUAAACCUUUCAAUUUGAUUUCUACUUACCAAGACAGCGUGAUUUCGUCGUCACCUACGCGAAUCAAGGAAUCAGAUCCUUUUGUGCCUACCUCUGCAGAACGGUGUCAACCACGGCAGACUCCUCAACAAGCCCUUUGUGGAGAUGAAAUAAGGGCCGAGAGUCCCCUUCGACGUGGUAAUCAGUCCUGUGAUCGAUUUUAA
Protopolystoma xenopodis is the source of this 282-nucleotide messenger RNA. The record is from the annotation of a GenBank genome assembly. Lineage: Eukaryota; Metazoa; Platyhelminthes; Monogenea; Polystomatidea; Polystomatidae.